Trichoderma atroviride IMI 206040 is the source of this 944-nucleotide messenger RNA. RefSeq lists its product as uncharacterized. Gene Ontology annotation, cellular component: nuclear speck; cytoplasm. Gene Ontology annotation, molecular function: RNA binding. The record is from RefSeq and is a predicted model, not a curated record. Gene Ontology annotation, biological process: mRNA splicing, via spliceosome. Lineage: Eukaryota; Fungi; Ascomycota; Sordariomycetes; Hypocreales; Hypocreaceae.
GAGCGAGAGACAUAUUUGAUAUUAUUUCAUCCUUUUCGAAGCACACAAUGGCAUCGGCUGCUGCCCCUCCUCCUCGCGGCCUCGCGCCGAACGCCUCUCUGCCCGCGAAAGUGCAGCCAAUUCCUCCCAACCAGACUCUAUACGUUACAAACCUCCCGUCAGGCAAGAUACAGAAAGCAGACCUGCGAACAGCACUGUACAUGCUCUUUUCGACCUUUGGACCGGUGCUCGAUAUCGUCGCCCUCAAGACAAUGGAGAUGCGCGGCCAAGCUCACAUUGUAUUUCGCGACAUCCAGGCAGCAACCCAGGCCAUGAGAUCAUUAGAUGGACAGUCCUUUUUGGGUCGCACAAUGAAAAUCCAAUACGCCAAAUCCAAAUCGCAUUUCGUAGCGAAACUCGAUGGCACGUUCAAAAUCCCCACAACGGCCGGCGCCACCGUCGUGGAACAGACAGAGCUCCAGCAGAGUAUCUUUAACGCACCGCCACCUGGAUCAGCUUUCGAAAAGCCUACCGUACCGGCUGCCACACCAACUUCGAAGAAUGACGAGGCCGACGAGAACCGCGGCCAGAAGCGAACCCGUGAUGAGGAGGAUGAAGAUAGCGAGGGCGAUGUGGCAAUGGAGGAAGAUAGCGACGAUGAAUGAAGACGCUCAACCACAACGAGGCUGUCCCAAUGAAUGAAGACGUUUCUUCCAGUUCAAACGAGCCAUCAUUGGGUGGCCAUUUCCUUGGGUACCCAUAGGCCGACGCAUCCCCCUACCAGGCCGAACCAGAUCAUGAGAUAAUUUUCCAUUGAGCAUUCAAAGCUGGAUAUAGCGUCUCCCAACAGGCACGGAUGAAGAAAGAAAGAGGGUACCCCAGUGAUUGGGUGAUGCUAGGGGCAAAGCUAAAUGGAAACUCACAUCUGCUGAGAUGCCACCGAUGCCCCCCACUCCUCGGCGGAG